This is a messenger RNA of Capsicum annuum, 1483 nucleotides long. RefSeq names its product probable N-acetyltransferase HLS1. The record is from RefSeq and is a predicted model, not a curated record. Lineage: Eukaryota; Viridiplantae; Streptophyta; Magnoliopsida; Solanales; Solanaceae. Gene Ontology annotation, molecular function: acyltransferase activity, transferring groups other than amino-acyl groups. The transcript has 3 exons. Bases 77 to 1300 code for a protein of 407 amino acids.
AGCUCAAUCAUCAAUAGAUAGUUUUAUCAAACAUUCCCCCCCCCCCCCCCCCCCCCCCACCACUCUAUACAGGUGAAUGUCUCUUCAAAUCUCAGAAGAAAAUUUGGCAACUUAUGAUGAUAGUAACAAGACAACAUUAGUUGUUGUGAGGCAAUACGAUGAAGAGAAGGACAAGGUGGCUGUGGAAGAAUUGGAGGGACAGUGUGAUUUUGGACAACGAGGGCAGCCAUCGUUGUUCACUGACCUCAUGGGUGACCCCAUUAGUCGUAUUCGCAAUCUCCCCUUACAUGUCAUGCUGGUAGCUGAGUGUGGAGAAGAUGGAGAAAUCGUUGGGAUAAUUAGAGGGUGUAUAAAGACUGUGACAAGAGGAAACAAAGGUUCAACUCCAUGUCCAGUUUAUGUAAAGAUUGCUUAUAUUCUUGGCCUGAGAGUUUCAUCUCAACACAGGAGGCUUGGCAUUGCAACAAAACUAGUUGAGAAAAUAGAAGAAUGGAGCAAAACAAAUGGUGCAAAAUAUGCUUAUAUGGCCACGGACAGCAACAACGAAGCUUCGAUCAAACUAUUCACAUCAAAAUGCAAUUACGCGAAAUUUCGUGCUCCUUCAGUGCUGGUACAGCCAGUUCAUGCUCAUUACAAGCCUAUUGCAUCUGACAUUGCCAUCGUUAGAGUUUCACCACAGCUCUCUGAGUCAUUCUAUCGACGUAUUUUCGCUAGCUCAGAGUUUUUCCCUAGAGAUAUAGAUGAUAUCCUUGACAACAAGCUUAAUUUAGGUACUUUCAUGGCUGUACCAAAGAAAACACUCCUAAAUUGGGACCCAAAAAGUGGAUCUUUUCCAUCAACUUUUGCUAUACUAAGUGUUUGGAACACUAAGGAAGUUUACAAGCUACAAGUGAGAGGCAUAUCGUCGCUAAAAUAUGCUGCUUGUCUAGGCUCUAGGGUUUUGGACUCAUGGAUGCCAUGGCUAAGGGUACCUUCGAUUCCUAAUAUAUUUAAGACGUUUGGGUUUUAUUUGUUGUAUGGUAUUCACAUGGAAGGUAAAUACGGUCCAAGGCUCAUGAAAUCACUUUGCGCGUUCGCGCAUAACAUGGGGAGAAAGGAUGGAGAGUGUCGUCUAUUAGUAUCUGAAGUUGGACUUGACGAUCCUGUUAGAGAGGCAAUUCCAAGGUGGAACAAGUUUUCAUGGGGAGAUUUGUGGUGCAUGAAGAAACUUGAUGUGAGCGAAUGUCAUGAGGAUGAUGAUUGGGUGGAGUCUCAAGCUUCUUCUUCAUCAGCCAUUUUCGUUGAUCCUCGUGACUUCUAGCUAAUUAGGUUUGAUAGGUUUGCAUGGAGUUCUAGAUAAGCUUAAUUAUGAGUAAUUGUAUAUUCCAUCCCCCAAAAAAUGGAGAAAAAAAAAAAGUGAGAGGAGGAAAUGAUUCUAUCCAAUUUUAACCAACCCAAUGUCUCCGACAUCAUUUUGCCUAUUCUAAAACGAAUCUCAUCUUUU